Molecule: messenger RNA, 3344 nt
Organism: Polypterus senegalus (gray bichir)
Lineage: Eukaryota; Metazoa; Chordata; Cladistia; Polypteriformes; Polypteridae
Biological process (GO): brain development; positive regulation of cyclin-dependent protein serine/threonine kinase activity; activation of protein kinase activity
Cellular component (GO): cytoplasm; protein kinase 5 complex
Molecular function (GO): protein kinase binding; cyclin-dependent protein serine/threonine kinase activator activity
Source: RefSeq, a predicted model, not a curated record
GAGCCCACUGGGCUUAGGGUGCCAGCCCACUGCAGGGCCAGUUUGGAGUUGAGGAUCGACUUUCCGGCCGGUUUGGGGGAUCCAGCCGGGCAUGGGGAGAGCGUGCAGCUCCAGAACUGGGGUCCCCAACACAGCCAAGAGCAACGGGAUGCAAAGAGCCAGUCGGCCACUAGAAGGCGCUGGCACACAAGACCUUGAGUUGCUCGAUCGGCGGCCACGGUCACCUGGCGCAGGUAAAGGGCGUAAAGUGCCAGUCCGACACGGGGACACACCGCAGAGAGCUGACGGGACGAGAGGGUCGCGCCAGGCAAGAGUGACCAGCUUCCAGGUUCGCGGCCACCCAAAUCCCGUGUGGCGCGCCAUCGUGUGGGCGGAGGUCUUCAGGGUGACAGCCUUGUCACUGCCGCUUUGUGCGCACCUGCUCCACAACUGGAGGACCACAAGAUGGCGCGAAUGGUGCGUCGUGCCGCACAGAUGAUGCCGUGCGGCCCGUGCCUCUGCCAGUCGUCUGCCAGCCUUCGUGCCUUUGUUUGGCUGCACCACCCACGCGCGCCACUGCUAUGCUGAUCUGUGAAGACCCAAAACUCGUCACAGGGGUCCUGUGAGACCACCGCGGCUCCGGGCGGACUCGGGGUUGGGGCUGCCGUGAUCUCGUCGCUCACAUCGGCGGGUAUCGGCACGGGUGACAGCGGUGACAUUUACUGGCACUUCUACAUUUUUUUUCUUUCUGUUCCAGCGCGGACUUCUCGCGAAAGUGCGCGCGUGUGCGGGCCCGACUACGUGCACGCGCGCCCGAUUCGAGGAAGGGCGGUCCUCGGCGCCUGGCGCGGCCGGCGUCGACAGGGUGGGCGGAGCCCGAGCAAAAUACCACCACCCCCAACCCCCUGCACCCACCCCAACAGAGCGCAGCGCUUCGCCCGGCACAGACAGCGGAGGUAACGGCGGCGGCGGCGGCGGCGGUCGCGGGUGCAGCUGAGCGGCAGCCGGCGGCGACAGGAGCCUCGGAGAUACGCGUGACGGGGGUCGCCUUGCCGGCGCAUGUGAUGGCAGUGCGGAGCGCCGGCGCGGAGCGGCGAGGUUGAGGCAGCGAGGAGCUUGGAAGCAGAAGGCGGGGGUCUUCCGCUCGGUCGAUGCCAAGCAUCCCUUCCGUGAGCUAGUGGCAUGCCAGCUGGCGAGGGCACACAGCAGGUGGGGGCCCGUGAGACUGUGGAGUGCUGAUGCGCCGCUGCCACUCCCGAUCCGUCCUUCUCCUUUUGUUGCUUCGACGUGAUUUGGAUUCAGUGAAGACAAAGCCCCCCAGACAUGGGCACCGUCCUGUCCCUGUCGCCCGGCUCGAGGAAAGCCAGUCUGUACGAGGACGACGCAGGGUCCCUCAGCCACUACGCCAGCGUGCAAGGCAGCAAGUCGGCUGGCAGCCAGAAGGACAGGAACGCCAAGCGGCACCCCAUGUUCAUUCCCACGCUGACUUGGAAGCGGCUGGUGGCCUCUACCAAGAAGCGGGGCACCAAGAAGGGCAGCGGUGCUCUGAACAACAACUACCAGAAGGAUGUGGCCCACCUGAACAGUGAGAACGUCAAGAAGUCCCUAUCCUGUGCCAACCUCUCCAGCUUCGACGGCCAGCCCCUGGCGCCCCUGUCCAGCACCAAGGAGGGCUCCUCCAGCAAGAAGGUCACCGCACCAACUACCCGGCGGCGGGCGGGUGGCGGCUCCCCGAAGCGGGUCGUCGUCCAGGCGUCCACCAGCGAGCUGCUCAAAUGCCUGGGUGAGUUCCUGUGCGGCCGCUGCUACCGCCUCAAGCACCUCUCGCCCACCGAGCCCAUCUUGUGGCUGCGUAGCGUGGACCGCUCGCUCCUCCUGCAGGGCUGGCAGGACCAGGCCUUCGUGACGCCCGCCAACGUCGUCUUCGUCUACCUGCUGUGCCGCCACAUCAUCGACGGGGACCUGGUGGCUACGGAGCACGACCUGCGGGCCGCGCUGCUCACGUGCCUCUACCUGUCCUACUCCUACAUGGGCAACGAGAUCUCCUACCCGCUCAAGCCCUUCCUGGUGGAGAGUGCCAAGGAGGCCUUUUGGGACCGCUGCCUGCGCAUCAUCGAUACCAUGAGUGCCAAGAUGCUGCGCAUCAACGCCGACCCGCACUUCUUCACUCAAGUCUUCGCCGACCUCAAGAACGAGGGCGGCCACCGGGACUUCGGCCGAGUGCUGGACCGCUGAGGGGCACGCCCGGUGUGCCCUGCCAGGUCUGCUUGGGUUCAGGAGGUGGGCUCGGUGGCCCUGAAGACGCCGUUCAAGUCUUUUCUUGGCCCUAAGACUCUCUGGACUGUGCAGCUGCACUGGGGUCUCCUGGCACCUGCUGUUCAUUCGGUGGGUACGUGACAUGGGCACGCAGAGCCUCAUCCCUUGUGUCUCGCUUCUCCUAUCCCGCGGGCACGUGCUGCUGGGUUUUGUGCAAGGCAGGGGUCGGUGCGGGGCUGUCGUGGUACACGGCGGUGAGGCUGCUUGCGGUUGCCAUGCCGACGUGGAUGUCUGCAUUAUUGGGGGAGGGGGGCCGUCGCCGGAGAUGCCGCAGGCCUCGGCACCCGCGUGCUUCUGCCCAGAUUUGUGACGCCUCGCUCGUGACCCUGAGUCGGCCUUCCAGGUCAUCGCCAGGGUCCUCUGCCUGUCACCGCGGGGCGAGCCCCCCCGAGAUCGGAGGGACGGCAGACGGGGUGGGGGAGGGGUGAGGAAUGGCCAGGCGGGCGCUGGAGAUGCACAGAUGUUCUUUGGGAAAAUAGCAUUAGACAAGUUGGUCACGUGUGCCCUCGCCUGGUAAUCUGCAGUAAGAGGAUGGCGAAGGGCAAAGGCGCUUGAUUGUCACGGCAGAGCCCCCCUGUGCAGUUGGUUGCAGCUCCCUUUGUCCCCCGUGCUGCCCGCAUGUGACCCCCGGCCCCGUGACAGAAGGCCGUGAGACGAGGACGUGGAGGGCGCAGUCACCUCGGCUGUGAAUCUGCUCUGCUGGCCCUGCUUUCUUUGCCUUUAGGGUCUCAAUAAGCAUGUCAAUUAGGGCACAGCCCGACCCCCCCGGCUCGUGUACGUUGGCAUUUUUACGUUCCGUAGUUUUGUUAGUUGUUGUCCUCCCUGCCCCGACACGUUUGAGCUAGUUUAGGACCCCUGAAGUUUACGCACGUCUCCGGGGGCUUCAUGUCGCAUUGCACUUUGUGAAGGGCAGCCCGCCUGCGGGCGCUCACCGUGCCCAGUGCUCGUGAGGCGGAUGGCGACUUUUGUAAAGUCACGCGCUUGUGCAGUUUUGGUAUCGAGACUUCAUGUGUUUUUUUAUUUAUUUAUUUAAUAAAUGCUGGAAAGGA